Nothobranchius furzeri (turquoise killifish) is the source of this 2627-nucleotide messenger RNA. It is a transcript of the gene cyp27a2, whose product is annotated as cytochrome P450 family 27 subfamily A member 2. Gene Ontology annotation, molecular function: heme binding; iron ion binding; monooxygenase activity. NCBI's taxonomy places the organism in Eukaryota, Metazoa, Chordata, Actinopteri, Cyprinodontiformes, Nothobranchiidae. Gene Ontology annotation, biological process: C21-steroid hormone biosynthetic process; cellular response to peptide hormone stimulus; glucocorticoid biosynthetic process. Gene Ontology annotation, cellular component: mitochondrial inner membrane. The record is from RefSeq and is a predicted model, not a curated record.
CAUUAUAUCCAGUGAACAAUGAUUCAUAUUCUUUAUUUUCAUGCUGAAUGGCAGAUUGUGUUGUAGGUGUAGUUCAGAAGCUGACCACUAGGGAAAGGCCAGAGAGUAAGUGCGAGUAUGGUGACAGCGCUGCAUCACCUGGUCUAACAUCAACAGUCGGUUCCGUCAGGCACCCAGACUCCACCAUGAGCUCCCGGGCGGCGGUAGCCUGCUGUCUCCGUCUCCCUGUGCUCUCUGCCAGGACAGCUCUCCGGUCCGGUCAGCGGCUCCGGUCCGGACACUCCGCUGCUUUCUGCUCUCACAGGAAUCUGAACGUCCAGGCGGCCACCGAGCAGGCGGGGAAGCUUAAGAGUGUGGAUGAUCUUCCGGGUCCCAGCUGGUCCACCACUCUGUACUGGCUGUUUGUGAAAGGAUUCUCAGAUAAGGGCCACUUGCUGCAGUGUUUACAGAAGAGUCUGUAUGGACCCAUCUGGCGCUCCAGGUUUGGACCCUUUGACAUGGUCAACGUGGCGUCUCCAGAGCUCAUAGCUCAGGUGAUCCAGCAGGAAGGCCGCUACCCGGUCCGGAUCGAGCUGCCUCACUGGAAGGAGUACCGGGACCUGAGGGGACAGGCAUAUGGCCUGCAUGUGGACACAGGACCAGAGUGGCACCGGAUCCGCAGCGUCCUGAAUCCCAAGCUGCUGAAGCCGCAGGCGGUGUCAGCCUUCGCCCCCAUCAUCCACCAGGUGGUUGGAGAUCUCCUGCAACGUGUGGAGCUCCUCCGCAGUCGCAGCCAGGACCGGGCCACGGUUCUGGACCUGGCAGCAGAGCUCUACAAGUUCGGCUUUGAAGGUAUCUCCUCCGUCCUGUUUGAGACUAGGCUGGGCUGUCUGCAGGAGGAGAUUCCUGAAGACACUCUGCGCUUCAUCGCUGCCGUCAACAAGAUGCUGACGCUGUCCGACAUGGUGAUCCUCUUCCCACGCUGGAGCCGCAGCAUCCUCCCCUUCUGGGGGCACUUCGUCCAGGCCUGGGACGACCUCUACGAUGUGGCUCAGAAGCUCAUCGAUAGGAGGAUGUGUGAGAUCGAAGCUCGGUUGCUCAGCGGCGAGCCCGUGGAGGGCACGUACCUGGCCUACCUGCUUUCCUCUGACAAGCUGAGCAGAGCUGAAGUCUACAUCAGUGUGACAGAGCUGAUUCUGGGGGGGGUCGACACGACCUCCAACACCCUGUCCUGGGCAUUGUACCACCUAGCGCGGGACUGCCGGGUCCAGGACCGCCUGUACAGAGAGCUGGACUCUGUGUGUCCCAGCAAACAGCAGCCGACUACAGAACACCUGAGCAGGAUGCCGUACCUGAAGGCCGUCGUAAAGGAGACGCUGCGCCUGUAUCCUGUGGUGCCCGGAAACGGGCGCUUCAUCUCAGAGAAUGAGGUGAUUGUCAGCAACUACUGGUUCCCCAAGAAGACUCAGUUCCAUCUGUGUCACUAUGCAGCCUGUCACGAUGAAGCUGAGUUUGUAAAGGCAGAAGACUUUGUCCCGGAGCGGUGGCUGCACACACAGGCGCCCAGUAGCCAUGGAGACAGAGCCACCCCAGGGUUCUACCAGCACCACCCGUACAGCUUCAUCCCGUUCGGAGUGGGAGUCCGAGCCUGUGUGGGGAAGAGGCUGGCUGAGAUGGAGAUGCACUUUGCUUUGUCCAGGCUGAUUCAGCACUACAGAGUUGAGCCUGAACACGGAGCUCCGCUCAUUCAGCCUAAAACCAGAACCCUGCUCAUCCCUUCCAAACCAAUCAACCUGCGCUUCCUGCCCAGAGCCUGAAGGGGGCAGCACUGAGAUCAGCAGGCUGGAGGUCAGAAGCUUCUACUUCCUGUUCCAGUUUCCAGGAGAAGACCUCUGAGCUGCGUGGCUCUGCAGACUAAUUCAGUCCUUAUAAACUUCACGCUGACUCUGCUCACUGAUAGAUUUAAUAACUCGGAUCCAUCUGUUCAAACUAAAAUAUUUAAUUUAACCCAUCUAGCUCCAGAUCUGAUAAAACAGCUGGAAAAACAGACACUGUGAAUAAAAUUACAUAUUUUAACGAAGAUCUUUUAGAUUUAAAACUUUUAAAGUAUUUUAAUGAAUAAAAGAUUUUUAAAAAGCUCAUUUAGUAAAAUAAUUUACAUUGUAAAAUUUGUUGUUUUAUAACUAAUAUAUAUAUAUUUUUUAAAGUUCCUCUUUAUAUAAUUUAGUUUAGAAUAUUUUUAUAGAAAUAUAUAUGUUAUUAAAGUUACAGAAAAAGAAGUUGACCUUUUUGAAAGAGAUUUUGCUUAAAAAUAUGAAAUUGUAUUAAAACUGGCAACAAGCAGGUUUUAAUUAUAAGUUCAAAUGGAAAUUUGAAGAAAGAAAUAGCAUUUAUUAGACUUUUUUUAUCAAAUUUGUUUUUAAGAUUUUUACUACAUAAAUUUAAAAUGUUAUUUAUGUUCCUGCUGCCGUGAUUUUGAAGAGCGAUGAGUAAAUAACUUCAGUCUUUCUGUGAGGAACUUUGUUUAUAAUCAUUUUAGUUAUUUUGGAUCCAGGGUGUACUUUUCACCUCCAGAUGUUUAUUCAAGCAUCGAUCUAAUCUUUUACAGCUUCUGACUAGAUAACUGUAAUAAAAAUGCUUCUUGACUU